This is a messenger RNA of Dichotomopilus funicola, 1509 nucleotides long. RefSeq lists its product as uncharacterized. The record is from RefSeq and is a predicted model, not a curated record. The transcript is spliced from 4 exons. NCBI's taxonomy places the organism in Eukaryota, Fungi, Ascomycota, Sordariomycetes, Sordariales, Chaetomiaceae. Bases 1 to 1509 code for a protein of 502 amino acids.
AUGAAAACCUCCACUUCUCUCGCGAUCCUCGCAUCGCUGAGCGGUGUUUCCGCCUUUUGGCGCAUGGAAUGCCGUGGCCGUGCCGGCCUAGCCCGGAUUGACCCGCUCAUGAACCCCGGCGGCCCUGCGCAGCAUGCCCACGCGAUUCAUGGAUCUUCAGCCUUCAGCGCCACCUCGUCCUACGACGACCUCCGCAAUGGAGAGUGCACUUCCUGCGCCGUUACUGAGGACAUGUCCGCCUACUGGGCUCCUGGUGCUUACUUCAGGCACGCCAAUGGCACCUACGAGGAGGUCAACCAAGUCGGCGGCAUGCUUGCCUAUUACUUCUUGAACCCCGAUAUGAAGGACCCCAACAAGCCCAUCAAGGCUUUCCCUAACAACUUCCGCAUGAUUGCGGGGGAUAGCACUCGUCGCAACUACACGAUUGAUGGGCUUGACGUUCAUCAACCCGACCCCGCCAAAUCCGACUGGGGUAAGGACCAUGAGACUACCCAGGUCGAUCUGGCCCAGCGUGCCCUUGGCUUCAACUGCCUUAACUACCACGGCGAUGCCGAGCCCACCCUGUGGCGCCAUUAUCUCCCCGACAAGGCUUUCCUUGACGCCAACUGCCUUGAUGGUGUCCGCUUCGAGCUUGCGUUCCCUUCGUGCUGGAACGGCCGGGACAUCACUUCGGACAACUUCAAGUCUCACGUCGCCUACCCGGACACAGUUAUUAAUGGAAACUGCCCCGAGGGCUUCGAUGUAAAGCUGCCUGGUCUGAUGUACGAGACCAUCUACGACACUGCCGCCUUCAAGGGUAUCCCAGGCGAGUUUGUUAUGGCGAACGGUGAUGUCGAGGGCUUUGGCUACCAUGGUGACUUCAUUAGCGGUUGGAAGGAGGAGUUCCUUCAGGCCGCUGUUGAACAGUGCACCAACCUCAGUGGCAGGAUUGAGGACUGCUCUCUUUUCACCAUCCGUAGUGAGGACGAGCAGAGGCAGUGCAAGCUUACCAGCCCUCCCCUAAUCAUCGAGAAGCUUCUUGGCUUCAUCGGUGACAUCCUCCCCGGUGGUGUUGAGAUCUCACGUGGCCCUGGUCCUGCGAUCCCGAAGCCCCAUGGGGCUCCUGCGCCCAUCCCGCUGCCGGCCGUCAGCUCCGUUGUCCCGGGUCUUAACGUCCUGCCCGGUGGCGCGUUUGCCGAGAAGUCGACCUCGGAGGUUGCGCCGACCCCCAGCUCCACGUCCACCACCUCGACUUCGACUUCGACGUCGACUUCGACCACGCCUUCGACCACGUCUACCCCGGUCCCGUCGGACCCUCCCGUUCCCAAGGGGUACUCGCUUGUCCGGACCGACUAUGUCACCAAGGGCAACGUGGUCAGCAAGAUCGUCGUCAUUGAGACGGUCAAGUAUGUGAUGGCGGAGGCUACUGAGACCGUCACCGUCACGGCCACCCGUGGCACCGACAAGGCUCGCCGUGAGGUGCACCACAUGCACCAGCACCAGCAUCGCCAUCACCAUGGUGCGCACUAA